Molecule: messenger RNA, 2709 nt
Organism: Oncorhynchus masou masou (cherry salmon)
Lineage: Eukaryota; Metazoa; Chordata; Actinopteri; Salmoniformes; Salmonidae
Product: endoplasmic reticulum-Golgi intermediate compartment protein 2-like
Exons: 14
Coding region: 1238-2383 (381 amino acids)
Biological process (GO): endoplasmic reticulum to Golgi vesicle-mediated transport; retrograde vesicle-mediated transport, Golgi to endoplasmic reticulum
Cellular component (GO): endoplasmic reticulum; membrane; COPII-coated ER to Golgi transport vesicle
Source: RefSeq, a predicted model, not a curated record
AGGAGUUAUCAACAGCACCGCUGAAGUAAAGCCUAAAGCGGAGAAGAUUAAGCGAAUAGUGGGUGCUGCUGGGAGACAUCUGAGUAUGACAGGCUUGACAUGUGAAGAGGUUCAAGAUGACCUCAAUCAGCCGAGGGUGGAGUCCUGUAUUACUGGAUCUUAAUUAUGAUGGUAGUACUACAAUGGAAUGCUCCAAGCCUGUUGGCUAAUGGGCAGGAGUUAAAUCAUUUCAUUGUGGAUAUGCCAGCUAAGCUGGUGUGAUUUGUGUGCAGGAAACAUGACUCAAACCGAAUGUGGAGUUUAUAACACAUAGGGACAGAGGUGCAGGGGGAAGGGGUGAUGUACCACCUUCAUAAAGCAAGGACUUCCAUACAGGAUGCUAGGUAAAGGUAUUGAACAGGAAUAUGUGGUGGUGGUGGCAGUGUGGUUGAGAGGAGAGAUGGUAGUGAACUACUAUAAUACGUGUCAGGUAUUAGACCUAGAAGAGUUGGAGUUGGUGGAGGGCCAGGAUAGAAGUAAGGUAAUAUGUGGGGAUUUUAAUGUCCACAACACGCUCUGGGGAUGGAUGGAUGGAAAUGGCCAGGUGAUGGAAAAUCUGAUAGAAGUUAAAGAUCUGGUGUGCCUGAAUGAUGGCCGAGGGACCAGGAUUGAUGUAGUUACAGGGAAAGAGUUUGGAUUGGACCUCUCGGGUAUCUCGUGUGAUGACAGGAAUCUGUGACUGGGAGGAGUUGACAGUAGGGAGUGAUCAUUACCCCAUAGUAUGCACAGUAGGCCAGAGGAGGUGUCAGUGGUAGGCAGGUGGGUGUUUGAAAGGGCAAAGUGGGAUCAGUUUCAGGAGUUAAGUGAGCAGGUGAUGGCUCGGGUGGAUUUGAGAGGGGAAGUGGAUAGUAUGAAUAACUGGGUGAGAACAGCGUUAGUGGGGAAAGCUACUGACGCUAUAUCGAAGAGUUCAGGGAGGAGGAGGAAAGCAGUCCCAUGGAGGACAAAGGAGUUUUGGGCAAUGGUGAGGAGUAGGAACAGGGCAUUUAGAGUAGAGGUCGACCGAUUAAUCGACAUGGCCAAUUAAUUAGGGAUGAUUUGAAGUUUAAAUAACAAUCGGUAAUCUGCAUUUUUGGAUGCUGAUUACAUUGCACUCCACGAGGAGACUACGUGGCAGGUUGACCACCUGUUACGCGAGUGCAGGAAGGAGCCAAGAUUUAAUGCAUGAGGGAUCCAGUGGACGCUUGCCCCAAACAAGAUGAGGAGACUAGUGUCCCGGAAGAAGGCUCUAACCCUGGUGAAGGAGCUGGAUGCAUUCCCCAAGGUUCCAGAGAGCUAUGUGGAAACCACAGCCAGUGGGGGAACAGUGUCCCUGAUAGCCUUCACAGCCAUGGCUUUGCUGGCUUUCCUUGAGUUCUUUGUGUAUCGAGACACGUGGAUGCAGUAUGAGUAUGAAGUCGAUAAAGACUUCUCCAGUAAAUUAAGAAUAAACAUAGAUAUCACAGUUGCCAUGAGGUGUCAAUUUGUCGGUGCAGAUGUCCUAGACUUGGCAGAGACCAUGGUAGCUUCAGAUGGCCUACAUUAUGAGCCAGUCACCUUUGACCUCUCUCCUCAGCAAAGGCUGUGGCACAGAACUCUGCUGAUGAUCCAGGACCGCCUUAGGGAGGAACACUCGCUGCAGGAUGUGAUCUUCAAGACAGUCCUGAAAGGAUCCCCCACCGCCCUUCCUCCCAGAGAGGACAGCCCCUCCCAGUCGCCUGCGGCCUGCAGGAUACACGGCCAUCUUUAUGUCAACAAGGUGGCUGGCAACUUCCACAUCACUGUGGGCAAGGCUAUCCCACAUCCUAGAGGCCACGCCCAUCUAGCGGCCCUCGUCAGCCACGAUACGUACAACUUCUCCCAUCGCAUCGACCACCUGUCGUUCGGAGAGGAGAUCCCAGGGAUCAUCAACCCUCUGGACGGGACAGAGAAAGUCUGCACUGACCAUAAUCAGAUGUUUCAGUACUUCAUCACCAUAGUGCCCACCAAACUGAACACCUACCAGAUCUCAGCAGACACAAACCAGUACUCUGUCACCGAAAGGGAGCGGGUGAUCAACCACGCGGUGGGCAGCCACGGAGUAUCUGGGAUCUUUAUGAAGUAUGACAUCAGCUCGUUGAUGGUGAAAGUCACAGAGCAGCACAUGCCCCUGUGGAGGUUCCUCGUCAGGCUUUGUGGCAUCAUCGGAGGCAUUUUCUCCACCACAGGUAUGAUCCAUGGAAUGGUGGGCUUCUUGGUGGACGUCAUCUGCUGUCGCCUCCAACUAGGAGUCUACAAACCCCGGGAGAUGGGCCUGCUGGACGACCAUGUAAAAAACAAAGCCCCUGCCCCACCCCUGGAAGCUACAGAAAACCACACCCACUGACAAGACUCCCUAGGGCAGGGAUCAUCAACCCUGUUCCUUGAGAGCUAUCCUCCUGUAGGUUUUCACUCCAACCCCAGUUAACUGAUCUGGUUCAGCUUUUCAACAACUAAUUAUUAAGAAUCCGGUGCGCUAGAUGAGGGUUGGGGCAAAAACCUACAGGAAGGUUUUUCUUUUUCUUGAGCGGAUGGUCAGGGGGCGGGAACAUAAUUGUAAAUUGACCUGAAUAAUAAUCAUUUUAAACCUCGCUUACGAUCACAUAUCUCUCUAUAAUGCGUGGGAAUACUUUGGAACUUAUUUUUUUCAAAAUUAAAAUGACUUGAAGCUGA